AGGCAGCCCUGGUGCUCUGGGGGAAGACCAGCCACCUGUGAUUCAACACCAAGAGCUUGGCCUGUUCCACUUGCCUGGCCGCGGUCUGGUUUCAUGGAUGAUCCAGUAGGAACUACCACAUUGAUACUCCCACUGCCCAGAAAAGACCUUUAGACAGACCCACCUAUGAUCUAUGCAAGAAUGCACCUAAUAUCUCUUUCACCUCCUGUUCAUCUGGUCGCAGGGAUCUCUGUCCUGCUCCUCUGCAUCCCUUCCAAUGAUGCCUUAAUCCGCGCAGUGUACAACCACAAUGGCAUCAGCCAAGAUUUUGAUGCCCUGCCUUCCCAUUUUGGACCUUCUCUCCACCGCGAAGGUCUUCUGGGUCACCUUGUGGAAGCCAAGCCAGCCAACGCCUGCCAACCCAUCGACACCCCGCCGCCGGCCAACAGCUCCUCCACUGCCUUCAUCGCCCUCAUCCAGAGGUACGACUGCCCCUUCACCACUAAGGUCCUUCACGCCCAGCAAGCCGGGUACCACGCCGCCAUCGUGCACAACGUUGACUCGCAGGCUCUGGUGACCAUGUUGGGUGAGAACGAGGCCGUGAAGGAGUCGGUCAGCAUCCCUUCCUUGUUCAUCAGCGAGUCGGCUUCCACCCAGCUCAGGAGGAUCUUCCAUUAUGACCAAACCGCUUACAUCAUCCUUGUCCCUGAAUGCCAUUGGCUGUCCUGCUGGGAUGCUGAGCCCAACUGCCAAUCACAUCCUCAAAGGUCUAGGCAAGGCCUCCUGAAGCAGACAUUCCCUUGCCUGCCGACGCGCUGCCGCUUGUUCAACGGCAUCCAUUACCUCCUGCUUGGCCUCACCCUGGUCAUCUGGGUGGUGGCCUUGUAUGUCCUCUGCUGCUUGUAAUGACUUUGGGGUUCGGAAGCCAGCAUGCAGCUAGACAGAUGUUCCUCAAGGCACUUUAUUCGGCGAACUUGCAAAAUUAAUACAUUGUCCACAAAUGAG
Podarcis lilfordi (Lilford's wall lizard) is the source of this 984-nucleotide messenger RNA. The record is from the annotation of a GenBank genome assembly. Lineage: Eukaryota; Metazoa; Chordata; Lepidosauria; Squamata; Lacertidae.